Messenger RNA from Nilaparvata lugens (brown planthopper), 4392 nucleotides. It is a transcript of the gene ERp44, whose product is annotated as endoplasmic reticulum resident protein 44. Lineage: Eukaryota; Metazoa; Arthropoda; Insecta; Hemiptera; Delphacidae. The transcript is spliced from 8 exons. The coding region runs from base 132 to 1361 and encodes 409 amino acids. The record is from RefSeq and is a predicted model, not a curated record.
GGUUUCUGUGUGUGUCUGUGUUUCGUGUGUGAGCUGUGAGUGCGUGUGCUGUUUUUCUAUUCUUUCAUAAAUUAUUUUGCUGUGUGAAUAAUUUCACCGGUUAAUUGGCUUUUCUUUAAAAACAAUUAAUAAUGGGACUUCUUCAUGGACUUACAAGUUUGAAGUUUACCGUAUUUCUUCAUAUCUGCAUUUCAUUCAGCUGUUAUAGGCCCACGGAUAGUGGUGCUGUAUCCCUCACGCAAUCCACCAUCGACACUACACUUGCCACUAGCGAGCUAGUAGUCAUAAAUUUCUACGCAGAAUGGUGUCGAUUCAGCAACAUUUUGGCGCCGAUUUUCGAUGAAGCCGCUACAAAAGUGGCAGCUGAAUUUCCUCAGCAGCAGGUGGUCAUGGGAAAAGUCGACUGUGAUAAAGAGAAUUCCAUAGCAACUAGAUUUCACAUCACCAAGUACCCGACUCUGAAGGUGAUUCAGAACGGGCAGCCGGCAAAACGGGAGUACAGGGGUCAGCGAUCUGUGGACGCGUUCUACAAUUUCGUCAAAAAACAACUGGAAGACCCGAUCAAGGAGUUCAAGGAGCUGAACGAGCUUAAGAAUCUUGAUACAAAGAAGAGGAUAAUUAUUGGGUUUUUCGACCACAAAGACUGUCCCGAGUAUAAUACAUUCAGACGGGUGGCCACAACACUCAAGGAUGAUUGCCAGUUCCAUGUAGGAUUUGGGAGCGUAGUCCAGCAAAUGCACCCGCCCAACCAGCCGAUUGUCGUGUUUAGACCAGACGUGGCGUUGUCGAACGAACGUGACGAGACAUAUAAUGGCUCACUAACCAGCUACGACGAGACGAACAUCUGGAUGAGUGAGCGCUGCAUCCCUCUGGUCAGGGAGAUCACGUUUGAGAACGCCGAGGAGCUGACUGAGGAGGGCCUGCCCUUCCUCAUCCUCUUCCACAAGCCCAACGACGAGGCUAUCAUCAAACGGUUCAAGGACAUAGUGUACAACGAUCUCAUACAGGAGAAACAAAACAUCAACUUUUUGACAGCUGACGGCGAGCGCUUCGCUCACCCACUGCAUCACCUAGGGAAAGGCCAAGAUGAGUUGCCUCUGAUUGCUAUUGAUAGUUUCCGUCACAUGUACCUCUUUCCCGACAUCAAGGACAUGGAAACGCCCGCAAACUACUCCAGUUCAUUAAGGUAUGACCUGUACUCGGGCAAACUGCAUCGCGAGUUCCAUCACGGCCCCGAUCCCAACGAGGUGUUGGCCAUAGAGCACAAGCCUAGUGGAGCACCCACCACUCCACCAGAGUCCACAUUUAAGAAGCUCGGCCCCUCUAAGAACCGCUACACGUUGCUCCGGGAUGAGCUCUAGAACAACAUCUGCAAACAGGUCGAGUGAAAUGCACUCUAUACUGUCAGCAAAAGCGGACAUGUCAUGUUUCUUUUCUCAUUUUCUCGUAAAAUUAAUCAUGGUUAAAAUUUAACCGGCUGUUGUGCAACCGGGCCUUGGAAUCUGAAAUUGUCCAUUUCGUAGAGCAUUGUGGACUCUAGCUACACGAUUAGACUAGAGCUAGACUAGUCUAGAUUGCUCUAUAGAAAUAGUUGUUGCAAAUUUUGGACGGGUCUUUACUUAAAGCUAGGUUCACACCAAAGUUAUUAACAAAAUGUUAAUAACUUAAUCCUUAUAGAUUCUAUUAGAUUGAACGGAACUUGACAAACACAAAUGUUCAACAUUUGUAUGAUAUGUUCAAUCUAAUAGAAUCUAUAAGGAUUAUGUUAUUAACAUUUUGUUAAUAACUUUGGUGUAAACGCAGCUGUAGCCACUUUGUACGGGGUGCAUGAUUGAAGUUAUCUACUUUUUUAUUGAAGCAUUCAAAUAUAUAAGUGGUGUAUCUCAAUAAAGUUAGAUUGAUAAUCAUUGUAUUGUUUCUGAAAUAAUAAAUUUGAUUUGAUACUAGAGUACUUUGUAAUCUAGGCCUCUACAAUUAUUAAAAACGACAGAAUUAACCUUCCGCCCUACUCAAUCAAACGAGCAGUCGCGUGUUGUAUUUUUUACAACAUCCAAUUUUCCACGUAUUAAGUACUCUGUUUACUGUCAAAACAUAUUAACCACUUGUAUAAUCACUUUUUCCAUUAUCUUCUUAGAUUAUUUUACGUCUAUGAACAUUUGGAUGAUUACCAUUUCAUAGCCCGGUAGGGUACAUCAAACAAAGCCAUCAAUUCUGUAUUAUUGGUUCGUUUACAGUCCCCGUAUACAGUUUUUCCCUAUCUUAUGCAAUGUCGCGACUAAAUGGCACCUAAAGACUGAACCAUUGCUCGGUUGAUAUUGCAACUCAGUGGAGUGAUGGGGGGAAAGUUUUGGAAUGCAUAGGUGACUCAUUCACUAACACCAACCCAUUCAAUAGUUUUGUGCAGCAAAAAAACUGACACUGUUGUACUUUUUACAACAGCGCGACUGCCGGAAGGUUAACUUAAUUUAGGAAUUGUAAGUAAAUGGUAGAGUGAAUUUGGUACAGUAUUGAAAUUUCAAUCAAGCAAAAAUUAGAUGAAAUAAAACAUCCCAUCCCACAAAACAAAUCAUGAAUUUAAAACAAAAUACAGUUAUUUGUUGGUAUUACAUACCUUAGGCUGGGCGCACACCAGUUAGUCAAGACAAGACAUGAUCAGACACGUUUAGUCACAAUACUUCACACAGUUGCUUAUGAGGACAUGUCUAACUGCAAUGACUAAUCAGUGUGAGUUGUGUCAUAAGCAACAAUGUGAAGUAUUGUGACUGAACGUGUCUGAUCAUGCCUUGUCUUGUCUUGACUAACACUGGUGUGCGCCCAGCCUAACUAUACUCUGUGCUUGUGUUUAUGCUGAAGUUCAUGCUCCAGGGUUUCUAUCCCCAAACAUUUUUCACGCAAUUCAUUUUUUUGUUAUUACAUAAUUCGUGUUUAUUCCAAGCCUUGGACAUUUUUCUAUCAAAUUCCAUAAAGUUUCUUUGGUAGCAGAUAACUUUGAAAGUUGUUGGACAUCGUUUUCUCACAUUUUUCGAAUUUCGUAACCGGCAAUUUAACAAUUUUUCUCCGAUAUUCUAAUCCAAAUUGUGAUCAAUUUUUUAAUCAUUGUUAUACAAAAAUCUAGUGAAACGUAUUCUGUUGUAUCCAAACCUAUUUUCGGAAAUUACUUGUGAGAUAUAUGUAUUAAAUUAUGUUUGCAUUAUGGAUAUUCGUAUGUACGAAUACAAGGUUCAUAGGCUUUGUAAAUUUAAAUAUCCUAAAUCUUGAGUGAUGUGUGGUACAUUUGAUAUUAAUUGAAUGAAUGGUUCACGUUGAACGGAUUAAAUUUUAGAAAAUUUCUUAUUGUCUUCUAGAACUAUUUCUAUGUUAUGCUUGUACAGUCUGUGUAUCAUCGUAUUUAAUUACUAUAGCAAGGGUUAAAAUGCUGAAUUAUUCUAAAAUAGGAAGUAAUUUUUGCAAUUUAUUAGAGAUGGUUGGUUAUUAUUAAAAUGCUAAUGUUGUACUUGAAAAUUCGUUGUAGAAAUAAAAUUAUGUAAUUUGCACGAUUUCUUAUUGUUGUGAUAGUUAUAAAAUAUGAAUCUAUAGUUAUUGGUUAUUGAGUAUAUUAACGAUUAGUUAGUUGAGCAUUAUGAGAGAACUAUUGAGUAAUGUGAAAAUUAUGUUACUUCAAUGAUAAAAUCCAUUCAACUAUGAUAAGCCACUGAUAAUCUCUUCUAUUUGAUAGAGUUAACCAUUAAUUCAACAAAUUAAUUUGUUUCCCUUAUUGAGGAUUAAUUUAGUAAUGAUCCUAAUAGAUUCAUAUUCUAUUUAAAACUUAAUAUAAAAAAUAUAUUUAAACAUAUAUUUAAUAUAUUUAAAGUUUAUAUUACUCAAACUUAACUACCCUGAAUUAAAUAAUUUACGAUGUUACACCAUUAAAUGAGGUCUGAUAAUUACAAAUUAUCUUUACAUUGUUUUAAAUUUAAAUGGUAACAAGUUGGAGAAAUAAACACUCAUGUACCUUAAACCUACUAUGUUUAUGAUUUCGGUCCGGUUGCACAAAAGCCGGUAAAAUUUAACCGUGAUUAACUUUACGACAACCAAUCAGAGAAGGUGUUUUUGAAAAGAUGGCUUCUCUGAUUGGGUCUCGUGGAAUUAAUCAAGGUUAAAAUUUAAGCGGCUUUUGUGCAACCGGUACCUAGGCUUAUUAUCAAAUUCCUUGUUUAUUAGAUUUUUAAAUUAUCAAAUUUCCAUUGUAUUCAAAACUGUAUUGAUUUAUCCAUAAUCAUUUAUAUUCAUUCUUGGCCUUCUUUAUAAAGAAUUUGUGACUUAGGGCCGUUUGCACAGUAUCAGUUUAAACUAAAUUUAAUUUUAAACUGGACUGAAUCCAUAUCAAGGCUCGCACGUUAUAAUGUGGUUCAU